CAAAAAGAACAACAAAAACACGUAAAUGAUUGACGAAGCGACAUCUAUCUUUCAGAGGAGCGAGCAACCCAGAAAGAAACACAGAGAAAGAGGAGAGAGAUUUCUCUCUUCCCUAUUUCGUGGCUUUCUGGGUUAGCAGAUCAUAUAAUUCAUUAUUCAUCCAAUUUCCGCUUAUUUAUCUUUCAAUUCACAACUAUAUUAACACACCCAAUUCCCUUUUUUGUUCAUCAAUUUAUGCACCGACAAAAAUUUCCCAAUUUUUGUAUUCGAAAUUAUUGUACUUUGAGUUCAAUCUGAAUAAAAUUUGGGGAAAACCCAGUUGAAAUUUUUACAAAAAUGGAUGAUUUUGGUGUUUUAGUUGAAGGGUAUGGGAUUAAAUCCCAAGGAAAAUCAGCUCCAAUGGCUGCAUCUAAAACUGCAGCUAAAAAACCCAAUAAUUAUACCUCUGUAAAUCUAGAUCCGACUUUUGGGACCAAACCCUUUUCAAAUUCUACACAUAGUUCAAAUUUAGGAAGUGGGUCUUUUUUCAAUGAUCAAAAUGAUGAUAUUUUUGGUCUUAAUUCUGUUAAUAAACCCAAUAAUUAUGCAAGUUCGGAUGUUUUUGAUGAUGUGUUUCAAAUACCUGCAACCAAUUCUGGUUCUUCCAGUGGAGGUGGGGUUGGAGGGUUUGGUUUCGAUGUUGAAUCCAUGCUCAAAGGCUCAUUGAAUUUGAAUUCGAGCUCGAAUUCGAAGGCUUCGGAUGUUAGUGAUGAUCUAAUUUGGGGGUUUUCUGGGAAUGGGAGCUCUAAAGCCUCUAAUGUGGUGCUUGAAACUGAUGAUUUAUUGUCAUCUGAUCCUGUUGAUGAUUUCUUUGGAAAAUUGGGAAAUUCCGGUCCGGCUCGAAGUGGUUCUGUAAAGACGGGAUCGGACGAUUUGAUACCGGGGUUUGGGAGGAGCAAUGCUGCCAAUGAUAGAGCUCAGGCUGCUUCAACAGAGAAGAGUUCAGGUUCUUCUUCUCUUGGAGAACUUGAGGAUUUUCUUACUGUCGGGACUAAAAAGACUGUGAAGGGGCAUGCAAAUGGAACUUCAGUUAAGAAGGUAGAGAAGAAGUCAGUUAGCAAAAAACCAGAGGCGGCAAACUUUAUUGAUAUAGAGGGAAGCUUACACGGUGAAAGUGCACAUAGCUAUACGGCGAAGAAGGCAAGUGAUCUAAUGUUUCAAGAGGAAGCACAGGAUCUGGAUUCUUUUUUUCGUGUUACAGGCGAGACCAAAAAGACUGUUAAGGGGUAUGCAAACGGAACUUCAGUUAAGAAGGUAGAGAAGAAGUCAGUUAGCAAAAAACCAGAGGAGGCUAACUUUAUCGAUAUAGAAGGAAGCUUACAUGAUGAAAGUGCACAUAACUACAAGGCGGAGAAGGCAAGUGAUCUGAUGUUUCAAGAGGAAGCACAGGAUCUGGAUUCUUUUUUUCGUGCGCACACUAGAAAGAGUGCACCUGUAACUGAAGAUACAUCUAUGAAUACAAAAACCAAUGAAGUACCGGAUCUGUUUUCUGAAACAACUUUUGGAAAAGAGAAAAUAGUACCACAAGGAGGAAUUCCUGAUGACUUAACAUCAAUAUUUGGAGGUGCCCCACCGUCUAGAGUGUUUGAGGAGUGCGACGGAGAAAGUGAUGAAAGAAGAAAAUUAAGAUAUGAGCGUCACCUAAAAUCUACGGCACGUAUGAAACAAGCAUUGGAGGAUUUGAAUCAACGUGAAUAUAAUGCUCAGCAGGAGAAGGAAGAGAGACAUAGGAUUGCUGAAGCUAUGGAAGUGGAAAUGAAACGAUGGGCUACCGGUAAAGAGGGAAAUUUGCGAGCACUUCUGUCAUCUUUGCAACAGGUGCUUGCCCCUGAACUUGGUUGGCGGCCAGUUACUUUAACAGACUUGAUCACUUCGUCUCAAGUUAAAAUUGCAUACAAAAAGGCUGCACUGUGUGUCCAUCCUGAUAAAGUGCAGCAGAAAGGUGCUAGUCUUCAGCAAAAGUAUGUUGCGGAGAAAGCCUUUGAUCUACUGAAGGAAGCUUGGAAUAAGUUCAAUACGGAGGAGCUUCGGUAAUUCCUGUUUCUUAGUUCAGUGCAUCAUGUUUCGUUUCUGUCCUUUGUUGAUCAUGUGUGCCGACCUUUGUAAUCACCCGGAAUUUUAUAUUUGAACAACCAAUAGGAGCUUUUUUCUUUUAGCAUGUAUAUGUGUGUCCGUAUCAAUAUUUUAUUUUUGGCCAGAUCUUGUUCAUUAGUCUUAAAUCAAUGGUAGCGUUUGUUGAUAGUAACAUACUUAGCCAUUUUGUUUUCCUUUUGAAGGGUACAUAAGCUGAAAUUAUUGUACUUGUUAUAUGUUAAUGAAUGAAAGUUCAACUGUUCAAGGUAGUUUAGCUUUCUUA
Messenger RNA from Chenopodium quinoa (quinoa), 2395 nucleotides. Its product is annotated as auxilin-related protein 1-like. Gene Ontology annotation, biological process: clathrin-dependent endocytosis; clathrin coat disassembly. Gene Ontology annotation, molecular function: clathrin binding. Gene Ontology annotation, cellular component: intracellular membrane-bounded organelle; cytoplasm; vesicle. The transcript has 8 exons. Bases 337 to 2073 code for a protein of 578 amino acids. Lineage: Eukaryota; Viridiplantae; Streptophyta; Magnoliopsida; Caryophyllales; Amaranthaceae. The record is from RefSeq and is a predicted model, not a curated record.